Molecule: messenger RNA, 1551 nt
Organism: Penicillium argentinense
Lineage: Eukaryota; Fungi; Ascomycota; Eurotiomycetes; Eurotiales; Aspergillaceae
Product: MFS transporter
Exons: 2
Coding region: 1-1551 (516 amino acids)
Biological process (GO): transmembrane transport
Molecular function (GO): transmembrane transporter activity
Source: RefSeq, a predicted model, not a curated record
AUGUCCAGCUCGACCAAGAUCACCGCCGACCCGGCUGAGGUUGAGAAAACAGUUGUCUAUGGUGGCCGUGGAACCGAAGAAGAUCCGUUUAUCGUGGAGUUUCAAAAGGACGAUCCCGGCAACCCGAUGAACUGGAGUUCUUUUCGAAAGUGGUUCAUCACAUUUAUUGCGACCAUCUCAGUUUUUGCUGUCACCCUGACCUCGUCUGCAUACUCGGUCUCCGCCAACGAGGUCUUUCAAGACUUCGACAUUAGUUCUGAAGUCUUCAUUCUCGGUCUUUCCCUCUUCGUUCUAGGGUUCGCAAUUGGCCCUGCUCUCUGGGGUCCGCUAUCCGAAUUGUACGGAAGACAGAAGCUGUGGAUGAUCACUCACGUCGCUAUGGUAGCAUUCCUCGGAGGAUCUGCUGGGAGUAAAAAAGUUGCCACGCUGUUGAUACUACGUUUCUUUGCUGGCACGUUUGGGGCUUCUCCACUCGUCAACUCCGGUGGUACGAUUGCCGAUCUCUUCCCGCCAGCUCAACGUGGUCUCGCUCUCACGGUUUACUGCAUUGCGCCGUUCCUUGGGCCCGUCCUUGGGCCAGUAAUGGGAGGCUUUAUCUCCGAAAAUAUUGGCUGGAGAUGGGUACAGGGCGUGUGUACCAUCUUCAUCGGGAUUGUCGGUGUCCUGGGCGUCAUCUUUAUUCCCGAGACAUACGGCCCGGUACUGCUGCAGAAACGGGCGAGUCAAUUGUCCAAAACGGAUGGGAAGGUUUACAUCAGUGUUCUCGAGAAAAGCCAGGGCAAAAAGAAACCAUCUGAAGUCUUUCAGCGGGCCUUGUUUCGCCCUUGGAUUUUCCUGUUCCUUGAGCCAAUCGUCUUCAUCGCUUCGGUCUACAUGGCUAUCAUUUACGGCACGGUUUACAUGUUCAUGGGAGCUAUGCCAAUCGUGUACAACGAGGACCGUGGUUGGAGUGAGGGUAUUGGGGGCCUUUCGUUCCUUGGUAUUGCGGUGGGCAUUGUUUUUGGACUGAUUUAUGCGAUCUGGGACAACAACACCCGGUAUAUGAAGCUCGUUCUAUCGAAAAGCACGACAGCCGAAUCCCGUCUACCACCUGCAAUUGUCGGUGCGGUCGCUCUGCCGAUUGGAAUGUUUGCUUUCGCCUGGACCAACUAUCCCAGCAUCCAUUGGUCCGUCAGUAUCAUCCUCUCUGCUCCAUUCGGCUUCGGAUGCGUUCUCGUUCUCUUACCAAUCAUGAACUACCUGAUCGACUCCUACACGAUCUACGCCGCUUCUGUUUUGGCUGCGGCCGCUAUCUUCCGUUCUGUCAUCGGUGCUGUGUUCCCACUGUUCACAACGCAGAUGUACCACAAUUUGGGUAUUCACUGGGCAUCCAGCAUCCCCGCCUUCAUGACACUGGUGUGCAUGCCGUUCCCACUGAUCAUGUAUCGCUACGGCAUGCAGGUACGUAUGAAGUGCAAAUACUCGUUUGAAGCAGCGGACACCAUGAAAAAGAUGCAGAUGCAACAGGCACAGGCCAAUCAAGCAAAAGAGGAGGACACUGGCUCAGAAUAA